This is a messenger RNA of Naegleria gruberi, 522 nucleotides long. RefSeq lists its product as uncharacterized. Lineage: Eukaryota; Heterolobosea; Eutetramitea; Acrasida; Naegleriidae. Bases 1 to 522 code for a protein of 173 amino acids. The record is from RefSeq and is a predicted model, not a curated record. Gene Ontology annotation, molecular function: RNA binding. The transcript has a single exon.
AUGGAACAACAUCAAAUGUUGCAGAAUUUGUUGAAGGAGAAGAAGAAUCUCUCAUCAACAACAGCACACGCCUUGAAUUCAUAUAGAAAAGUAUUAUAUGUUGGAAAUUUAUCACAACAAGUCACUAGAGAUGUAUUAUACAAUUUAUUUAUUCCAUUCGGAGAAGUAUUGGAAGUAACAGUGCCUGUUAAUCAAGUCAACAAGGAGGAAAAGGGAUUUUCAGGUGCAAAUACUAAACAUCGUGGAUAUGCUUUUGUAGAAUUUGAACUUCCAGAGGAUGCCACAGAUGCUCUAGAGAAUUUAAAUAAUGGUGAAUUAUUUGGAAGAAUUAUAACAGUUAAUUAUUCAAAAGCUACAAAUCUUUCCAGAGAAGCCUUUUCUGAUCUCAAUGUUCCACUGUGGAGUUUGAAUGAAUCAUCUGAAUCAAAUAAUAAUAAUACUGAAUCAUCGAGUGAUAGCAAUGAACCUAAUGUUGCAGUUUUGGAAACAGAACCAUCUUUAAAAAAGACUAAACUUUCAUAA